CAUUUGAGUCCGAACUUUAUAAAUUUCAACAGAAUCAGUCAAUUCAAUCAAUUUCAAUGUUACCAAGCAGGCUUUAAAGAUGUGAUGCUAUUUUAUACUCCCUACUAGUACUACCUCAACCCAAUUUCUAGGUAUAUACCGAUCUACCAAUUCAUUGACCGUUUGGUUCCAACAUACGGGUUGUUUAGAAAAAGUUUGCCCGAUCAGUUUGCUGCCCCAAACUCGAGUGAAAUCACUGUAUGAUGUCUCAAAAGUAGAGCCUAAUUACAUUGACUAGUGCAACCAAGAAACAAAGAAAGAAAGACGGCAACUUGGAUCAUUAGGCAUCUCCCUUCCUCCGGCCAACCGAAAGCUCCGUACUAAUAAUUUUAAAAACAGAAAAGAAUCACUCCCAAAGCCAAAACUUUACUUUACAAUUGACAUAGUGAGUGAGUAAGAAGAGCUCAAGAAUCAUUGUUUUCAAGCCAAGUAUAUAUCUGUGAUGUCUCACCAAAUCCAUGAGGCCACCGGAAAGAUGACAAAGCUUUGCCGGAAAAUCGUGGACUUCAACUUCCGGUGGAGAUUAGUGGACAGAGUUUCGUAUCUCAAGGAUUUCUUUCGGCUCAUUUGGGAAAGACUGCUCAUUUGUUCCACCCAGAAGCCGGAGCGGUACCGGAGAAUAGCCGGCCGAGAAGGCGCCGCUCCAUUGCCGGAAUCCAUGGAGGUCUUGAUCGAAGAGGCCCCCACUACUGCUAUUCGUUGUGGGUAUGAGAGUGAAUCGGAUUUGGUGAGCUUGAAGAUCAGUAUAUUGGGUGAUUCCCAGAUUGGGAAAACAAGUUUUGUGACCAAGUAUGUAGGAGAUGAUCAAGAAAUGAGGUGUCUGCAAAUGGAUGGAAUAAAUUUUAUGGACAAAACAUUAAUUGUCAGAGGGGCAAGGAUUGCUUUGAGCAUAUGGGAUGUUGGAGCAGGAGAGCAACUUCCAAACGCCUGCAAUGAUGCAGUUGCUAUUCUAUUCAUGUUUGAUCUUACUAGUAGAUGCACCCUAAACAGUGUAAUAGGAUGGUACAGUGAAGCAAGAAAGUGGAAUCAGACGGCAAUUCCAAUACUUAUCGGCUCCAAGUUUGACGAUUUUGCCCGGCUUCCGCCCGACGUGCAGUCCUCAGUCAUCACUCAGGCAAGAGCAUAUGCUAAGGUGAUGAAGGCAAGCUUAUUCUUCUCAAGCGCAACCCAUAACAUCAAUGUCAAUAAGAUCUUCAAGUUUAUUAUGGCCAGAGUCUUUAACCUUCCCUGGAACCUUGAGAGGAAUCUCACCAUUGGAGAACCCAUCAUUGACUUCUUAUAAUCUUGCAUUUUUUACUCAACAAGUCAACAACCCUAAUUGAUCUUUGGAUCUCCUCUUUUCGCCAGAAGUGUUUGAGUUCAGAUUCUCCCAUUUAGGCACGGAGUAGCACUUCGUUUUUUUUCUGGUCACAAGUGUAACAUCCCUUUGAAGUGGAUUCUGUUUCAUUUUAAGUCAGAAUCAGAAUUUCGGUUGUAUAAUAUAGUCGUUCCGAAAGAGGUGUAUGAAAUUGAUUCUGAUAUAUCGAAUUCCACCAUAUAUGUAUGUCUUUCAUUAUCGAGAUAUACGAAGUAUAUAUGUACAUAUAUAUACACACCACUACACCUGUAUUACAUGUAUACUCACUCACCAGAAUCCAUCAUCAAUAGCCC
Molecule: messenger RNA, 1689 nt
Organism: Cuscuta epithymum
Lineage: Eukaryota; Viridiplantae; Streptophyta; Magnoliopsida; Solanales; Convolvulaceae
Source: the annotation of a GenBank genome assembly